CUGCAACCCGUGGCUUCGACUUAUCGCCCCAAGCCAGUGCCGGCAGCCUCUUCCAACGACCAGAUCCCUCCUGUCCAUCUUUUUUACUAUUCUGGCCCUUUCUACCCGUCUCUUUCGGCUCCUGCCCAUUUCGAUCGUUUAGAUCUUCCACCUACUUCCUUCCCUUCCAACAGCACGCGUGAGUAUCAACCAAGGUCAACCACUGCGCGCGCCCGACAGGAUCCGGAGAAGCCGGUGCCAUAUUCGACUAUUAAGAAACCAUCAAUUGCCAUCUACAUCCAAGAUGCCGCUUUCGAGUUUUUACGAGCGAUUAUUCACAAGGAGGCUGCACGAAUGAGAAAGUUCAUCGAGACGGGUGGAAAAUCCUGGGUGAGAGAGAACGAUCUUCUUCACGACGAGUGGGUUCAGAAGAAGUACGGCAACGCCGCUGCACAGAACACAGACACCGGAGGAACACUGGCCCACGGCACUGCAACCAACCGGGCUCGACCCCAGCGACGAGCCUACAAGAAGCGCGUCCCGAACUCAGAGUCCCUCGAUGAGGGCAUCACCGACGGCGACAGCGCCAGCCUCUAUGAGGGGUAUAGAAAGACAUAUUCCAAUUACAACGAAGAGAAGAGCUCGGAGAAGGACAUCAUCCCCAUCGAGUCCGACGAAUUCGAGUCGGGCAUGGACGACGACUUCAACGGAGAGGGAAGCGACGUUGGUACCGGCAGCAUCAUGAGCGGCAUAAGCAAACUCUCAGGACAGGCGCAAGCUGGAGAGCGCGGCGAGACAGCUGUAGAUGAUGAGGAGAUGGAGGACAUGAGCGAAUGCAUCGAAGAGGGCCAAACUUGGAUGAGUCGCGAGGACUGGGAGGGGAUGAUGAAUGAGGACGACUGA
Molecule: messenger RNA, 882 nt
Organism: Colletotrichum karsti
Lineage: Eukaryota; Fungi; Ascomycota; Sordariomycetes; Glomerellales; Glomerellaceae
Exons: 3
Source: RefSeq, a predicted model, not a curated record